AUGACGACACAUACAAUUGAGACGAAGUACCAGGCCAUCUUAGCUGUAGAGAGGGGAGACAGGUCAAAAUCAGACAUAGCGAGAGAAUUUGGUAUUCCAUCUAAUACCUGGUCAACAUGGUUAAAAUCAAAAGAAAAGAUCGUGACUAUCUACAGCAACAACGGACUGAGUCCCGCUAGAAAAAGGAUGAGAACUGCGAAGUUUGACGACAUUGAUGCUGCUUUGUUGAAAUGGUUCACCUAUGCCAGAGAUCACAAUCUUCCCAUUUCCGGUCCGAUGCUGAAAUCUAAAGCCAGCGAUCUCGCAGAGAAGAUUGGAGAGAAAAACUUCGCCAGCAGCACAGGAUGGGUCGACAGGUUUAAGGAACGACAUGGCAUCUGUUUUAAGAAGAUCUGCGGCGAGGCCAAGUCUGUUGAUACCUCAAGCGAUGCCAUGACAAAGUGGGCCGACGACCUCCGUACUAUCCUCUCAGAGUAUCAGCCGAACAACAUAUUCAAUGCAGAUGAAACCGGCAUCUUCUACCGACUACUACCCGACCGGACACUCGACUUCAAAGGGACCGACUGUCAUGGCGGGAAACGAAGCAAAGAACGCCUAACUGCCCUCGUAUGUGCCAACAUGACAGGUACUGAGAAGCUCCCCCUGUUCAUCAUCGGGAAGUCGAUCAAACCAAGAUGCUUUAAGAAUGUGAGCUCGCUACCAACAGAGUAUACCGCAAACAUAUAA
Molecule: messenger RNA, 726 nt
Organism: Pecten maximus
Lineage: Eukaryota; Metazoa; Mollusca; Bivalvia; Pectinida; Pectinidae
Product: tigger transposable element-derived protein 6-like
Exons: 1
Coding region: 1-726 (241 amino acids)
Cellular component (GO): nucleus
Molecular function (GO): DNA binding
Source: RefSeq, a predicted model, not a curated record